Leopardus geoffroyi (Geoffroy's cat) is the source of this 1024-nucleotide messenger RNA. RefSeq names its product translation initiation factor IF-2-like. Bases 341 to 1024 code for a protein of 227 amino acids. The record is from RefSeq and is a predicted model, not a curated record. The transcript is spliced from 2 exons. Lineage: Eukaryota; Metazoa; Chordata; Mammalia; Carnivora; Felidae.
AUAGAGAAAUGGGAGACUCCUGAGGCCCCAGGAGCCAAGAAACGGUGGAGCUGCGGGAACGGGAGUCCAGCCUGGUCACUCAGAAUCACAAUCUUCCACAGUUGUACAAAUGGAGAAGCAAGGCUUCGAGGCAGGAUGGUGAAAUUGCUGGUGACGGACCAGGGGAGCACCCCCAACUCCAAUCUCCCGGCGCCUCCUAGGCGGGGCUUUGAGAGAAGCCGCCUGGCGCGCCGCCGGACUCACCCACCCGAGCUGCGGCUCCCCCGGAGGCCCCCGAUCCGCUGACACGGUGGCUGGAACUCAGGGGCCGAGAGAAGCAGUAGAGGGGAACGCACAAGUGAUGACGGGGGAGGAGUGCGGGGAAAGAGGGCACAAAGAAAGGAGGCCGGUUGGGAGGGCGCUGGGGCAGGGAGCACACGACAAGGGAGCCCCACGCGCGACACCCGAUGGCCCUACUCACCCCGGGAUCCGCGGAGCUGCUUGGAGAGCACGCCCGCGCCCCCCCCUCCCGCCCCCGCCGCAGCCGGAUCGCGCCGGGUCUGCGGAAGGGUGGGCGGCCGGGACGGGCUCGCAGGGGCGGCGGCCCGGCCCCGGGGUCUCGGCGCGGCACGUGCCCGGCCCUCGGAGCCCGCGGCGGCGGGAGCGCGCGGGAGCGGCCGGGACGCGCGGCUGGGCCCCGGGGCUGCGCGCGGCGGCUCUGGAAUGCCCGGCCGCCAGGGACCGCCCCCGGAAAGCCCUGGCCCCCGGCCGCCGCCCCGCCCCCGCGGAGCCCGAGGAGAAACGGGGCGCGGGGGAGGCUGCUUCCCCGCCAGCCCCGCCGCUCGCUGGCGCGCAGCCCGGCGCGAUCGCCUCGCCCGUCGGGGCCCCGGCUCUCCCUGCUGUGAACCGAGAGGGUCGCGCCGACCUGAAACGCGUCCUCCGGAAUGCUUUCCCGCCGCAGUCUACACACGCGAAAGUCUGGCCGAUGGGUUUGGACGGAGGAGCGGGGACUCAGAGCUCCUGCUCUGCGGUGCGCGGAGUUUAA